GUACCCAGCCUACUUAGCAACCACUGUAAUAGUGGAUCCCCAGAAAAUUCCAAGCGAAGAAUUCCGCAGAUAAAGGGAAAAAUACAGGCUGAUGUUUAGUCUAGAAAGUCGUUUGAUAUCUUCAUGAACACCCAGAAGGCUUCUACGUUUCUUCUUUGCUUUAAGUUUGACGUUUAAACGCCGGUACAUGAUGCUGAAGCGCGUUUUCUCUGUUAAACGAAGAAGGCGACCGCCCAUUUCGAAGCCUUCAGACUUCGAGCAUCGAGUCCACGCUGGUUUUGACGCGAAAACGGGGAAAUUUGUCGGUUUACCACCUCAAUGGGAGCAAUUAAUAAAUAACGAAGGCAGACCAAGACCGAUCGUUGAUCCGGAAUCAAUCACAGAUACAUCAGAACCGAACAGGAUUACCCAAUUCUUCGACGAAGAUUUUGAUGUAAACAAAGCGCAGAAUCAAGCUAUCAACGUUUCACGAUCGAAUUCCUUAAGGGGAUCGUUUAAAAAUCGCGAUGGUGACCUUCCUAACAGUCCAAGAUCGCCAAAAGGUAACGGUAACAGGUCACCAGGAAGCGAAGCUGCAACAGAUAAUCAACAAGCCACGAAGGAAGCUCCUAAAAGCAUAUUAAAGAAGCGAGGAACGACUAACGGGGCCAGUUCGAGGGACUCUAAGAGAAGUCAAAAUGAUGACAGGUCGGCUUCGUCAACUAGAUCGCAAAAUCAAGAGCAGAAUACUUCAAGUAGUUUCAGAGCGCCCGAUAAUGGCGCUCGACGAAGCAACAAUGAUCAGAAUUCAUCAAAAUCCAGAUUGAUGUAUUCAGACGAGCCUGUGACACACGAACAGUUUAGACAGGCACUGAAAAGUGUCGUUAAACCUGAAAAUCCACGCGAAAUCUUCGACAGAUUUGUGAAAAUAGGCGAAGGUUCAACAGGUGUUGUCUGCAUCGCAACGGAAAAACUAACCGGGCGUCAGGUUGCAGUAAAAAAGAUGGAUUUAAGAAGGCAGCAACGUAGAGAACUCCUAUUUAACGAGGUUGUGAUUAUGCGAGAUUAUCAUCACCCAAACAUUGUUGAAAUGUACGGAAGUUAUCUUAUUGAGAAUGAGCUGUGGGUCGUGAUGGAAUUUCUUGAAGGUGGAUCCCUCACGGAUAUCGUAACAAAUGCUAGUUUAUCAGAAGAACAAAUUGCACACAUCACAAAGUCCUGUUUGAAAGCAUUGGCUUUCCUUCAUUCUCAAGGUGUGCUUCAUCGUGACAUCAAGAGCGACAGUAUACUCUUGACAACUUCUGGUCAGGUCAAGAUAUCAGACUUUGGUUUUUGUGCCCAAGUCACACAAGAUGUCCCAAAGAGGAGAUCUCUCGUAGGCACUCCAUAUUGGAUGGCACCAGAAAUCAUAGCAAGACAGCCUUAUGGAACUGAGUCUGAUAUUUGGUCAAUUGGUGUUAUGGUUAUUGAGAUGAUAGACGGGGAGCCACCAUAUUUCAAUGAGCCACCUUUACAGGCAAUGAGGAAAAUCAGGGAUCUCAAUCCACCCACAGUGAAAAAUCCUGCAAAGCUUUCACCUCGAUUGAAGUCUUUCAUUGACAAAGCUCUGAUCCAUAGUCCUCAGCAACGAAGUGGUGCUCUCGACCUGCUUCAACAUCCAUUUUUACGCCCGUAUAAUAAUCCCAACUGCCUUGCAGAACUUAUGAAGUCGUUCAGACACAGUGUUUGCUGACAUCGUUUAAGAUGGACAGUUGGUUGUAUGGACAGAAGAUCUGGCUAAAAUUUCCAUGAAAUUUAGAAUUCGAUCUUUUUACAAAGUAUUUUCUUUUAGUAGAUUGUGAUGCAUCAGCUUGAGAAAGAGUUAGUGAAUCAUGUCAAUAAAUGAGAAACUGUAAUUUUUGACGUUAGGGCUUGUAGAACUUCCUCAAUUGAUUUUAAGUGAUUUUCAAUGCAUUGUACGAAUAUAGUUUUUAAUUUUUUACGCAAUGAAAUAAAGUAAAACCGUGCAUAAGUUCAUGAAAAAA
Xenia sp. Carnegie-2017 is the source of this 2003-nucleotide messenger RNA. RefSeq names its product serine/threonine-protein kinase PAK 6-like. Gene Ontology annotation, biological process: regulation of MAPK cascade; intracellular signal transduction; protein phosphorylation. Lineage: Eukaryota; Metazoa; Cnidaria; Anthozoa; Malacalcyonacea; Xeniidae. The record is from RefSeq and is a predicted model, not a curated record. The transcript is spliced from 6 exons. Gene Ontology annotation, molecular function: protein serine/threonine kinase activity; ATP binding. Bases 188 to 1711 code for a protein of 507 amino acids. Gene Ontology annotation, cellular component: cytoplasm.